Staurois parvus is the source of this 341-nucleotide messenger RNA. The record is from the annotation of a GenBank genome assembly. Lineage: Eukaryota; Metazoa; Chordata; Amphibia; Anura; Ranidae.
CAGUCAUGUGAUCAGCUGUGUCCAAUCAUAGCUGAUCAUAUGAGAGCCGGUAAUCUGCUUUUCGCAGAGGGGACAUGUACACUGAUCAUCAGGCAACUGAUGAUCAGUGUGCCCUGAUGAUCAGUGUGGCCCCAGAAGUGCCACCUGUCAGUGCUCAUCAGUGCCAGUGCCCAUCAGUGCCACGUGCCAGUGCCCAUCAGUGCCACAUCAAUGCCACAUAUCUGUGCAUACCAGUGCACAUCAAUGCCACAUAUCAGUGCCCAUCUGAGCUGCCUUUCAAUGUCACCCAUCAGUGCCAGUCAGUGCCACCUAUCAAUGCCAAUCAGUGCCACCUAUCAGUG